Cottoperca gobio is the source of this 6701-nucleotide messenger RNA. It is a transcript of the gene prdm2a, whose product is annotated as PR domain containing 2, with ZNF domain a. Gene Ontology annotation, cellular component: nucleus. Bases 566 to 4717 code for a protein of 1383 amino acids. The record is from RefSeq and is a predicted model, not a curated record. Gene Ontology annotation, biological process: regulation of gene expression. NCBI's taxonomy places the organism in Eukaryota, Metazoa, Chordata, Actinopteri, Perciformes, Bovichtidae. The transcript has 4 exons.
ACUGUACACAACCUGCACGAGAGGAACAUUUCAAACCGUUCUACGGCAGUUAGUAUGUUCGGAAACUGUAACGUGCAGGUUUGUAUAACGGUCAGUGUUCGUAACGGUCAUUGUAUUUUAAAUGUAGCCAGGGCUUGCGAGCUAGCAUUGGAGCUAGCAGUUUACUGUUAAUGCUUUAAUGGCGAUAACAGUUGAUUUAUUUCACUUGAUAAGUGAAGCCUCGUCUCAGGACCUUGACGGUUGUAGGCAUUUAAUUUGUGAGCGGCUUUCUAAUAUCAGGAGGACAGUGUAGGCUUGUUUUAGAGAAGCCAGUUGACCUUUCAGUGGACGAGCGAGCAGCCUCUGUAGAAAACAGUAAUGUGACGACGUGUUGUGUGACCAGCUAGCAAUGGUGCAUGGACGGAGGAGCGUCAUCAAACCAGCAGAAAGAAAAGCCUGUGUGUUCAGCCAUCAAACAAAACAUGUCUUCUACUCUGCACUGACCAUUAAAAUGUAGGUGUGACAACUGUCAAAAAUCCUGUGUGACAGACUUUCUUCAGAGAGCUGGAUACAACCUCCACACGAGAUGGAAGACUCUCCUCACUUGUACAUCUCUGAAUUUGGAGACAAUGAGGAGGAGGAGGAGGAGGAGGAGGAGGAGGAUGAGGACGACAUUGAGGACGACAUUUAUCAAGAGGAAACUAACAUGGAAUCAGACAUGAUUACGUCACUCUACCAGGAUACUGAGAGGGACUCAAACUCUUUUCCCUGCCAGCACUGUGAGAGACAUUUUACCUCCAAACAAGGUUUGGAACGACACAUGCACAUCCACGCUUCCACGACCAACGAGGCACACGCGUACAAGAGCAGUAGGUCAUUUGGUUCAAACAUGGAACAGUCGCAGCAGGAGACGAGGAAGCCUCUGGAUUCAAUGGGCUCGGUCAUGCAGCUUCAUACUUCCCCCACUGGCUCUACUACUUCCAUAUUGUCGGCUGGUGACCUCACUGUUCAGCCAGACAAACCGGGAGUUUCAGAGGGGCGUCAUGCUUGCAAGUACUGUGAAAAGAUAUUCACUACGCAUACGAACAAGCGGCGACAUGAGCGCAGGAUCCACGAGCAGCACCUGCAUGUCACACAUGUGGAAAAAACCCAGCUGCCCCAAGAGGAAAAUCUCCAGAGGAUAUUCAGUGAAACAUUGCAACAGGAAACAGAGCUUGGUGACAUUAAAGCACCUGCCGCUGUUCUGGAGAGUGACGUGGAACACGUAGAACAAUACAUGCUAGAUGUCUCUAGCAAUAUUUCAGAGAAUCUCAGCUUUUAUAUUGAUGGAAAGAUAGUGUCAACAAGUAGAGUCAGUAGCUGUGAAAUGGCCGAGGUUCAUUCUGGGGCUUCAACUUUGGUUGGACUGGAUGCUCUGAUUCUAGACCCCACCCAAAUCAGCCAGGUUUUAAAUACAGAUUCAGAGAUACCCGGUCAACCACUGGCUAAGAGAAGAACUGCAACACCACCUCUUUUACCACAAAUUAAAACUGAACUGGAGUCUGAGGUGGUUGUGUCUUCUUCUUCGUCUUCACUUGUAUCUUCCUUAAUAGAGAAUCUUUUUCCUCAGAAUACCGAGUCUACAUUUGUGCAGAAGGAAAGAACUGUGUUUCUGUCCCCAAAGUUGAAGCAGCUCCUGGAGAAGCAGGAUGGCCUUAAACCUACCCUCGCCCUCAUCGCGGACGGCCAGAAGCCUUGUUCACCCGUCUCUCUCUCGGUCCUGCCUGCCGGAACAGGAAGGUUUAAAAGAAGGACUGGAUCUCCUCCACCAAGCUCGCCACAGCAAAGCCCAACAUCUAAAGAAGAAACACCAGAUAGUGGAGAUUGUGACGCUGUAAAUACAGGGCAGAUGGAGACACAACAUCGUUCAUCUGUGCACCUAACAGCCAAUGUGAAGGAUGACACAACUUCAAACGUGGAGGAGCCAGCAGUGACACCUUUCUUGGCAGAGAGCUGGCCCCCCACCGGCGGUAAUUCCUGUAACCAGCAACCACUGGAUCUAUCUAAUACAGUCAAAAGAAAUGAAGAUGUAACUUUAGCUGAUGCUGCGCUUGAUUUGAGUUUGCAAAAAACGACUGUAGGUGAAUCUGAGCUGACAUUCAAUUUAGUUUCACACGCAGUUUUGAGAGAAGGAAAAUCAAAUGCAUGCAUGCUGGAGACGGCCUUACUGAAUAUUGGAGAGCAAAAUGUAACCCUCGGGAAUCCUGAGACCUCUUUACUGACAGACUUCACCAUACUUACAGGUCCAGAUAUAAUGAGCCAAAUGGAGCCUAUGGCAAAGGGACUUGUUUAUGGACUUGCACUUCCCUCCAAUUCUCUGACUCCAUCACCUGCCUCCCUUACCCCUGUUGCCUUGCAGCCAGCUUCACCGUGCACUAUAACAUUUGCUUCCCCAGCUUCACACACAGGGCUCCCCACUACGCCUUCAUUAAUCACAGUUUUGGCACCAUCACAUAUGUCUAACCCUUCAAACCAACCAAUCCAGGUUUUAGCCCCAAAUAUAUCUCCUGAGCCCCUGGUAAUCUGUACAGAAAAUGCAUUCCAUUUUUCAGAGUGUGAUUUAACUACUGCAUUUGCCACUACCAAUUCUGCAAACCCUGUCACUCGCUCCCAAUCCCUUGACUCAACUCUUAAUCUACCUGGCCACAUGUUUCUCUCUGAGCAAAUGGCUCUCAACCCGCCUAUAGAUGAGUCCACUCUCUUGUCAGAAUUGCCAUUCUCGCCCACUGUAACUUUAAAUGAUUCCCUCAUCAACUCCUACAACAUUACCAGCAACACCGUGUUAAUAGAGUGCACAAUAGCUCUCGAAGCCCCAGGGAGUAUAGUCCCUGCUUCAGUUACCUUACAAGAAAACCCUGUUGAGCCUCCAGCACCUACACAAAUGGUUGUUAAUCACUUAGAACAGGAACAGAUUGCAUCAGUGCCCAACCCACAAACUGUGGACCCCACUAUUCUCAUGUCCUCCAUCACAGAAUCAGUAACUCUAUCCACCACCACCUCAGAGAGAUCUGAUUGUCUUCCUGUGGGGGAAUCAAGUCCUGACCCAGAGCUCGUUAAUGCAGAGCCACCAACCAUAAAAGAGGAGGAAGAUGCUGACAGUACUGUCUCCAUACCCAAAACCUCACCUCGUCAGAAAGCCGAAGAGGACGAAUCCUCAAACAACCCACCGAGUGAUGCGCAACAGCAGACUUUCACCAAGAAUUUCAUCUGCAAUGUGUGUGAUAAGCUGUUCCAUUCAAUGAAAGAACUGGGCCAUCAUGUAGGUGACCAUGCUGAUGAAUGGCCCUACAAAUGUGAGUUCUGCGUGCUGCUCUUUAGCAAACCCUCCGCUCUGCUCGAUCAUCGAUCAAGCCUCCACGCUGUCGGAAAGACUUAUGUUUGCAGUGCAUGUACAAAAGAAUUUGUCUACCUUUGUAAUCUGAAGCAGCAUCAGGAAGAAUUACAUCCCAGCCAGCAGUGUACAUACACAGAAGAUGAAAAGGGAAAACUAAGACCUCAGAACUAUAAUAACUCGACUAAAGUCAACACGGAGGCCUCAGCGCCCGACGCUGCAGAGGAACCCAAGAAACUGGUGAAAAAGGAAGAGGGGGAUGUGGCUGCUGAAGAACUGUUAACAACGAUAAAAAUCAUGGCCUCAGAUGGAGCCAAAAUCAAAGGGCCUGAUGUUCGUCUUGGCAUUAACCAACAUUAUCCCAGCUUUAAGCCCCCUCCAUUUCCUUACCAUAACAGAUCACCCGCUGGCUCAGUAGCUUCAGCCACAAACUUCACCACCCACAACAUCCCACAAACCUUUAGCACGGCCAUUCGGUGCACUAAGUGCGGAAAGAGCUUUGAUAACAUGCCAGAGUUACACAAGCAUAUCCUGACUUGUGCAAAUGCCAGUGACAAAAGACGAUACACGCCCAAAAGGAAUCCCAUCCCACUACGCCACUUUGCAAAAACUCAAAAUGGAGUUCUGUCUACCACUAACUCUACUAACGGACUAAAUGCUUCGAACAGACCCAGCCAGUCAAACAGGUCCAAACAUAACCAAGAAUCACCAGUAAAUGUGAAGUUCAAGGUGCUGAACAAAAGGAAGAAAAAGUUGGUCCAAAGGGUCAUGCCCCAGAGGAACAAGACCGUUCCUUCGUCAAAUAAAAUGUCACGUGCACAGGUGGAUGAGCAGCAGGAGAUCUUUGUCUGCCCACACUGUAGCAGGGAGUUCACAAUGCGCCGCAGCAGAACCAAACACAUGGCAGUCUGCCCCAAGAAACCUAAAGAGGUGAAUAAAAGGAAAGAAGGAGGAAUUUCUGUGACAAAAGAAAAUGAUGGACACCUGCAUAGAGGCGUUGAAGAGACACAGCAACCCUCGCCGCCGCAUAAAACCAGACUCCAGACUUCUGGCCCGGCUAAAAGGCCCGCCAUCCUACCUGUGCAAACUGUCCUAUCAAACAAAAGAAGUAAAAUAAUUAUAAAGGAGAGCGUGCAGCCAAAACAAGACACACCCACUCUGAAUGAACUUCCCAUUGUUCGCACUUUCAACCCCUCUAUGCGCCAGUAUAGCAGAGUGCAGCAUAGCGUCAAAGGCAUCCCCAUUAAAAUCACCAUCGUGAAACCACAGCAGGCAGCACCGCAGAGGGAUGAGCUGCCCCCCUCCCAGAGCCGAGAGGAAGCAGCCGGAGCCGUCACCAGCCGCUCCGAGCAGAGUCCGACAGUCUGAAGACAACUCUGCAGACACCGGGGAUAUUCAGGACCCUGCUGUGUGGAGCUCCACCUACUGGAGAUAACUGCUAAUCGUCACUGUAAAGCCCACGGACCCAGAUUGCAUCACACUGAACAAUAAAUAACUGGAAUUGAGGACGGAUAAAAGGGACGACUUAGGAUACUGCAGUGAGUGGAUGUAUUUAAUUGAGAAUUUGAAUGCUUUUGUAGUAGCUUGAAGUUUUGUAGAGCUCUCCUUCAUUUCAUAAACUUUCUGUCAACGGUUUGGAUUUGCACUUUGAAGUUAGUCUGACUGCUACAUGUCACGAAUUGGAAAGGAAGUGGGAGGAAUUGAGGCUGCAAGGCUGCUCUCAUUUCCUACUUGGGUUAUUUCGAGAGGAUGGCAGGUGGCAAUCAUUCUCAGCAUGCAUUUGCACUUUUCCUUAUCUGUUGUCUGUGGCCUUUUGGUUUGAACUCUUACUGCAUGCUGCUAGCUUGUACCUCAGCUAUACUUUAGGAUGGAUUAUGUUGAUGCAGAUAGGCCUUAAACACUGAAUCUGAUGUUGCUCUGUUGGUUUGAUUGACAAUAAUCAGUGUAAUUAUUUAAUAAUAACUAUUUUAUUUUAUGUUGAAGACGCAUCAAGAUUACUUCUAAAAUGCAGGACUACUAAAAUUCUUAACGUUAUCAGCACUGUUGAUUAUUAUUAUUAGGGAAGUCAGUGUUGUCAUUAUCGGUGUGAAUUGGUAGAUUUAAGGCUACAGUCUUUUCAAAUCAAAAUUGUAUAUAAUCUGGUUGGCCCAGUUGUGAUGUAUUUGUAUGAAAGUUUAGAGAAUAAUGCUCUUUACGUGCCCUUCAGAUGUACAGUAUAUAAUAUGAUUAAAUGUGGCAUAGAGGUGAUGAUGAAUAAACAGUUUGGUGAUUCCCACAUGUGGAAUUUAUUUUGGUGGCCCACCAAAAAAGGUCAAUUUGUUUGUCUCUUCAAACAUCUCGGUGGAACUGCAGAUUCCUUAAAACAACAACAACAACAACAACAACAACAACGCAUUGAUAUGUUAUCACAUUUUGAAAAAAGGGCUUUCCUACGUAGCGUCUCAUAGGUUGGAAUGUGGAGUUUAUGGGCCUCCACAAAUGAACAUUUUGGGAAACGGUUUGAUGUUUUGGCACUGCAAUCCCAAACAGAAGUACUAUAUAAUUUAUACCGCUUGGAUGCAUCAUUUCCACUUUUACAAUAAUAAGAGUUACAUUCUAAACCACAUUGACAUAGCCAACUCCAGAGCUUUGCCUCGCUGCAUUACUUCUGAAAUUCUAGCUUGUAAGCUUUAUUUUGCACCUGUUUUACAAAAUGCUUGUCAAACAUUGUGAUUUUAUUUCCACCAUUCAAAGACUAUAAAUCUUCAUAUUAGAAAUACAGUCUGCUUAGGUCUUUGCUUAUAAUCUGUUGUCAACAGUUUAUUGUGUAAAGUGUGUAAGAAUCACAAAUGGAAAUGAAAGAUGAGUUAUGGGGUAUUAUUUUGCUGGAACCCUGUAGUGACAUCGAAAUGUUUGUGACAAGAUGUCACUCAUCUCAAAGUGUGAUGAAUUGUAUCCAUUUGAUACAUUUUUUUCUAAGCUAAUAGUUUGAAGAUCCAGUGCUAUACAGGGUAUAUUUAAUUAUGAAUGAUAUGAUUUAUAUUAAUCUGGGCAAACUAAAACUUAACAAUGGCCUGUAUCAGAGAGAGAGAGAGUAUUGGUACCUCUAUUUUACAUGUUUGCCUUUUCAACCCUGGCUGGUAAUAUCUCCUUCAUUCAGACUGCAAUGUGUUGGAUGUACAGGACGGUUCGGGAGACUGUUAUUUAACUGUGAAAAGUGCUUGUAGCAUUUCAAAGUGUAAACUGAGUCAUGUAUAUUUAUUAAUAGUUUAAAAUCAUGUUAUCGAUAUCUGAACAGUUCCUCUGUAUGAUUUGCACUAAAGUUUUUUCAAGCGAGUGUUAAAAAUAAACGGAGAAUGUUAAGAUUAUGUGA